Molecule: messenger RNA, 2143 nt
Organism: Daphnia pulex (common water flea)
Lineage: Eukaryota; Metazoa; Arthropoda; Branchiopoda; Diplostraca; Daphniidae
Product: high-affinity choline transporter 1-like
Exons: 13
Coding region: 119-1945 (608 amino acids)
Biological process (GO): choline transport; transmembrane transport; acetylcholine biosynthetic process
Cellular component (GO): plasma membrane
Molecular function (GO): choline:sodium symporter activity
Source: RefSeq, a predicted model, not a curated record
UGCUUCCAAGAAGCUUGGAAUCAAUAAGAAGAAGGGAGGCAACGCAAUCGAUCGGGGCGUUUCAUAUUCAACUCGUCUGUGCUGCUAGGAAACGCGUGAAGGAUCUGACUAUUUGUUCAUGGUAGGGGAGAUAUUUGAGGCAGUUUCACUCCGACCAGCAGUCAUGGUAGUCAAUACAGCCGGCAUCGCGGCCGUGGCCGUUUUUUACUUGGUGAUUCUUUUCGUCGGGAUGUUGGCCGCUUGGAAACAACGGAAAGCUGGACGAGGAACGAGCAACCCUGAAGAAAACAUCAUGUUGGCAAAAAGGGAUCUAGGACUCUUCGUUGGAGUCCUAACAAUGACAGCGACUUGGGUUGGAGGUGGAUAUGUAAACGGAUCGGCGGAAGCUGUGUUUAGUAAUGGGAUCGUUUGGUGCCAGACACCGUUUGGUUACUCACUUGCACUGAUUCUUGGUGGGCUCUUCUUCGCCAAACCUAUGAGAGAGAAAGGUUACGUCACGAUGCUCGAUCCGUUUCAGAUCAAAUACGGGCUUAACAUUGGUGGAAUACUUUUCCUGCCGGCACUUUUCGGAGAGACGAUCUGGACUGCAUCCAUUCUAUCUGCUCUAGGAUCGACAUUGUCUGUUAUUCUGGAUAUGGACAACAAUUUGGCCGUUUUAUCCAGCGCUGCCGUAGCUGUUAUUUACACUUUCUUUGGUGGCAUGUAUAGCGUAGCCCUGACAGAUGUUAUACAACUCUUUUUUAUCCUUUUCGGAUUGGUUUUGUGCAUUCCAUUCGCCUGGAUGCAUCCAGCUGUCAAUCAAGAAGGUUUAGUUAAUCAAGAUUGGCUGGGCUACGUAGAGCCUUCAAGUUCGGGAAUCUUUGUCGAUAACUAUUUACUGCUCAUCUUCGGUGGAAUUCCUUACCAGGCUUAUUUCCAACGAGUAUUAUCGGCCAAAACCUCAAGACAAGCUCAAUGGCUCUCAUACAUAGCUGCUCUGCUAUGCACCUUAUUGUCGAUUCCAUCCAUACUGCUGGGAGGAAUCGCUAAAAACACAGAUUGGCUCAACGGUACCGAAUACGGGGCGAGUUUAACAUCCCCCGAUCAAAUCAAACAAGUUCUACCUCUAGUUCUCAAUUAUUUAACUCCGCAGUGGGUUUCCUUCUUCGGACUCGGCGCCGUCUCAGCGGCCGUCAUGUCUUCGGCAGAUUCUUGUAUCCUCUCAGCUUCUUCUAUGUUCACUCACAACAUUUACAAGGCCAUCGUUUUUCCUUCGGCUAGCGGAUCUCAUCUGAUGAUUGUCUUGCGCGUAUCAAUCCUAGCCGUGGCGGCCAUCGCUUCCCUAUUGGCUAUCAGCAUAAACAGCAUUUACGGCCUUUCGUUACUCUGCUCAGACAUGGUUUACGUAUUGCUGUUUCCUCAAUUGCUGUUGGUCAUCCAUGCCGAGUCGAGGUGUAACAAAUACGGUUGCGUCACUUCAUUCAUGAUUGGUCUCGUCCUGCGAAUUCUCAGUGGUGAAGAGCUACUCGGAUUGCCGACCGUCAUCCAGUUUCCGUUUUUCAGCAACGGCCAGCAACAAAUCCCCUUUCGCACGAUCAUCAUGGUGCUCACGCUCGUCCUUCAUCUAGGAGUCUCGUUCAUCACCGAGCAAUGCUUCACCAAAGGAUGGCUUCCGCCGAAAUUCGACUUUCUCCACUGCUACCACAGUCCAUUGGAGAUGACGUAUCAGCCGGAGGAAACCUCGCCGGAAGAAUUGCAUUUCCAGUUCAUGACCAAUGGAAAACUCGAGUCGGUUACGCCACUGCCAGAGGCGGAAUUGCCUGGAUUGGAGGCUAACCUGGAUUCCAUGUUAGACAUGUGGAAUCCCAAAAGUAACUUGCCAUCCAUUCCGGUUCGAACUUCAGUCUCCGAUUUAUCAGCGGAAUCUGAAAAGAAAAAUAAUGAACAAAUGUUUAAACAUUGCUAACUGAAUUAUGUGUAACAAAGUGCGGGACCACUUAUUUGGUUUUAUCUACUAAUUCACAUUUCUGAAAAAAAAAAAAAUUACUGUGAAUAAUAUUUUCGAGAAGAAAGGUGAUAUUUUCAUUGUUUGUUUGAAAUGACGUGCACGCCGUAUUUUAAUAAGCGACACUAAAGAAUACAAUUUUCUCAAUUUUGUUUCAAA